AUGUCGAAAAUUUGUUUUAAAUGCAGAGAAGAAAUAAGAAAAAGGGACUUUAUUGAAUGCUUCAACUGUAAGAAACUCUUUCACUUAGACUGCACAAGCAUAGGAGAAAAAUUUUUCUUCUUAUUAGAUGUCGAAAAAAGAAACAAAUGCCUAUGCGAUUUAUGUAAAUAUCAUAUACUACCAAAUUUAGUCCAACAAAAUAUAAAUAUACCCACAACUAAUUCUUUCGAUGCACUAGACGUGGAUGACGAGUACACAGAAUUUGUCACCUUUCGUCAAAAAAAUAAAAAACUAUCAGAAUCACUUCCAGAUUUAUCAGACUCAUUUAUAAUAACACACUCUCAUUCAUUAAAUUUACAAAAAAUCUCUCGCAGCCUACCAGACGACGACUUAAGAGAUUGCUUAAUCAUACAAGAGUUAAAAGAAGAAGUUUCAAGGUUACGUACAGAACUAAUUAUAACGAACAAAGAGGUGGACAAUUUAAACAUAACGAAGAGAAAACUUACCAAAAAAAUUCUAGAAGAAGAAGAAAUUAUAAAACUCUACAAAAGUGUUAGUAUCGACGACGUAAAAUUGAGAAAAACAGCCAAUAAUUCCUAUAACUCAACACCUUUAACUAAACCCAAUAAACAAAACAGGAAAAGUUUAAAGUCAGAUAAACGCCAUAGUUUUGAAUAUGUUGAACGAAUAAAGCUUAAAGAAACACUGCCUGCUACUCAACCUGAAAAAUAUGUAAAUGAUUAUGUAGAAACCAUAACCUCAAAAAUUAAGACUAGUGAAGAAACUUGCGAAUAUCCACCGAAAAGGAAACUAUGCGUCAUUAGUAACAUUCGUAGCAAUAAAAUGGCGACUACAAUGAGAAACCACUUCGAAACGCAAAACAUCUGCCACUACCGCAUAACAGGAGGUGGUAUUGUUAAACUGUUAAGGGGUGUACAAACAAAACUUGUGAAUUACACCCUUAAUGAUUUUUGUAUUUUAAUUGUAGGUGAAACUGAUUUUGAUGUUUCCAAAAAUUAUAAUGAUUUAGUUAUGAAUAUAAGGAAGACUCUUUUGACCGUUCAGCACACAAAUAUCUUGCCUACUUUUAAAUUUUGUUACCACUCUAAUAUUUAUAAUAGACGAAUUGAAACAUUUAAUAACCUUUUAUACUCUGAUAAUAUUAAUUUUGAAUAUUGUUACAUUUUAGACUCCAACAAAAAUUUAGACUAUUCUACUCAUAUGUUCUCAGGAUAUAAUGGAAAAUUAAAUAAACGCGGAUUAAAGACAAUUUUGCAUGACAUAAACAAAUUUAUAAGAACAUUUGAUGAUGUAACAUUGAGUGAAAAUCGACGAAUAGAAGAUAUCUCUGAUCUAAAAGUAAUUACGUUUCAAGAAAAUAAAAUUGAUACAGAGAAGUCUUCCCUUUCACCCCAAAAUGCUAUAAAAUUAUGUGUCAAAACAUUCAAUGUCUUUCUAACAAAAUUGACGACUUAA
Parnassius apollo (apollo) is the source of this 1476-nucleotide messenger RNA. The record is from the annotation of a GenBank genome assembly. Lineage: Eukaryota; Metazoa; Arthropoda; Insecta; Lepidoptera; Papilionidae.